Messenger RNA from Marasmius oreades (fairy-ring Marasmius), 1764 nucleotides. RefSeq lists its product as uncharacterized. NCBI's taxonomy places the organism in Eukaryota, Fungi, Basidiomycota, Agaricomycetes, Agaricales, Marasmiaceae. Gene Ontology annotation, cellular component: fungal-type vacuole membrane. The record is from RefSeq and is a predicted model, not a curated record. The coding region runs from base 64 to 1563 and encodes 499 amino acids. Gene Ontology annotation, molecular function: calcium:proton antiporter activity. Gene Ontology annotation, biological process: calcium ion transmembrane transport; intracellular calcium ion homeostasis. The transcript is spliced from 19 exons.
CGACCUUCAACAGCUCUUUUUUUGGAGCACAAUAAACACUGCCCGCCCGCAGUCUGUCUAUCUAUGACUCUUCCUAUAAAUAUUGUCGCUCGACUGAAAGAAAAUAACGCUUUCUUUUCUCUCCAGGCUACCGCCUCUUUUCCCUGUCUUUAUCCCUUCGUAUCUUUCUUUACGACAAUUAUGACUCCGGAAAGUACUAGUAAUGUUCGAGAAGAGAUUCCGUUAUCCAAGGUGGAAAAGGCGUCCCAGAGUCAGAAACGCUCGACUGUAAAACAAACGGUGGAACCGCAACGCCAUAUAGUAACAAGGCCAACACCUUUGGAACGAUUUUUGAAGAUGUUGGGUAUCAAUUCACCAAUUCAGAAGCUCAUUUGGUUGGCAAUCCUCGUGUUGACUCCCCUUUCAUGGGUGUUGCAUUUUGCCAUUCCAGGGAACGCCACUGUGAUUUUUGUUUUUGCUUUCCUCGCGCUCAUCCCACAAUCCCAAGUCUUGGGAUAUUACACGGAACAGCUAAGUCUGCAUUCAGGCGAGAAGGUGGCCGCGUUGUUGAAUGCUUCGCUGGGUAAUGCUGUCGAAUUGAUUGUAGCGAUCAUUGCCUUAACGAAAUGUGAGCUCGAAGUGACGCAAGCUUCUCUCAUCGGCUCUGUCGUGAGCAACAUACUCCUCGUUACCGGUAUCGCCAUGUUCGUCGGCGGGAUCAAGAACGGGGAACAGGUAUUCUCCGGCAGCGAUGCACAACUCCAAUCAGCGCUUUUAGCCGUCGCGUUUAGUUCUGUGGUGUUCCCCACGAUUUUCUAUAUCAUUGAAACUGAGAAGGUGCCUGGGAACACCGGGAUGGUGGUGGAUAAGAGGCAGGAACAUCUGCUUGCGCUUAGUCGUGGGACGGCCCUUGUUCUCAUUUUCAUCUACGGCGCAUACUUGUGGUACAAUAUGGGUGCAGCUAAAAAGACUGCUGAUGUGGAAGAAGGAUUAAAGGGGCAGGAAGAGGAGCAGGAAGAGGCAAUAGUGAACCCCAAAGUCGCUAUAGGCCAGUUGAUUUUUGUCACUGCGCUCAUUGGAGUUACAGCCGAAUUCCUCGUCUCUUCCAUCAAUGGUCUUGUCGAAAAUUCCCCUUUAAGUAAACAGUUCGUGUCGCUUAUACUGUUACCUAUCGCGGGAAAUGCUGCGGAACAUGCGUCUGCGAUUAUGUUAGCGUGGAAGAAUAAGAUGAGGAUGUCGUUGGAGAUUGCUAUCGGAUCGAGUAUUCAAAUAUCCAUAUUCGUGCUUCCACUCAUGGUCAUCAUAUCCUGGAUAAUGGGAAAGCCUUUAACCCUCUACUUCGACUUGUUGCAAACCAUUGUCUUUGUCGUUACCGUCGUGAUCGUGCACUAUAUCGUUCAAGAUGGAAAAUCGGUUUGGAUAGAGGGGGUGAUAUUGUGUGGUCAGUCCCAAUCCUCAUCGUUCCAACUUACCCCCCUUUCUUGGCGAUGUGCUAACCGCCCUCUAGCGCUCUACGUGAUACUAUGUGUAGCUUUCCAAGUCUAUCCCGGUUCUGAUGCUGCUGCUGCUAUAAACUCUUGUUAAUGAUUUCAAAAGGCGAUUUUCGUCAGUUUUCGGUUCGGACUCGAGUUGUAUUGUUAGAUUUUAGAGUUUAAGAUACCCCAGGCUAUUUACGGACUACUAUUAAUACGCUGGGCGCCGUGACUUGGUUUUUCAACGAACUCUUUACGAACUUUAUGUAUGUACACUUAGAAAUUGGAGUGGUUUGAAAAUGACGAUCCGGGG